Molecule: messenger RNA, 1899 nt
Organism: Exophiala spinifera
Lineage: Eukaryota; Fungi; Ascomycota; Eurotiomycetes; Chaetothyriales; Herpotrichiellaceae
Exons: 3
Coding region: 1-1899 (632 amino acids)
Biological process (GO): metal ion transport; transmembrane transport
Cellular component (GO): membrane
Molecular function (GO): metal ion transmembrane transporter activity
Source: RefSeq, a predicted model, not a curated record
AUGGAUCAAGGCUCGACUCACAACGAUAACCAGUCUGUCUCAGGGGUUCCUACUGAAGCUAUCCCAGCGGCGCCGUCUCAUGAAACAAGUUCUGGCGAGAGGAUUUCCACCGAGAUAAAUGCCGCCGAUGGAAGCAAUCUUGUCGGAGCUUCAUCUCCUGCAGUGUACGCCACAUACUUAGAAUAUGUCUCCUCCAUUGAAGCUCGAUGGCCAGAAUAUCGACCGUUUCGAGAAUUCCUGCAAAAGCAGAAAGAUGAAGGAGUUGUUUUACAGACCCAGUUCGUUGAAGUAAUAGACGUUUCGUCGGCUGGAAAGCUCUCUCAUAAGCGAUACGGGGAAGAUUUCGACUAUCUUCCGGAGCUCGAGAGACUUUCUGAAACUCUAAAUGAAGCCCCUGAAGACAUGAAAACCCGUAUUAUAGUCGUGGACAACAAUUUCUACUCGAUGCCUAAGGCUUUCAUGGAUGUUAUCGGUCUUGCUUUUGAUAUCGAACCUUUGAUGUUCUGGACAGCGAUCUGGAGCUACAAACACAACAAAGAUUUCGUUAGCUUGAGAUCCAACCAUGGGGUCAGUGUCUUGGGACUACCACAUCUGCCUUUAGCACCUAGAUUUCUUCAUCUCGGGGAUGGUACGUGCGUCCAAGUCAUACCUCAAGCCACAAUUGGUGGCGUCCAGACAAAUUGCUUUAUCAUUAUUGUGCUCACGAACACCGAGUCCUCCCGCAGAGCAAGAGCAGUUCUCUAUGAUACAAAUGAUAGGCCCCACCUUCAUGCGCAGUUGGAGGCAUGGACAUUCCCGGAAACCAGUUUCGUCAGGCCAUCAGUGCUAUAUAGAUCAGCUUUGUCGCGUUUAACAGAACCUCAGCUCACAUCCGCAAGUCACGAUCCAAUACUAUUUUUGCCGCCUCUCAUUCAUCAACAUACCGCGAUGUUUGUUACACAAACUUCGUUUUCGGAGGCGAAAUAUCAGUUGCAAAGUGACAAUAAUGCGAGGAGGGAAUUUGAUACUUUGCCAAAUCUGUGGACUGAAUUGCGAGACGCCAUCGAACAAUUUGAACUAGCUAUUGAAAACUGCGCACGAUUUCUGAAACAUUAUGGCCGGUUCGAAGAAGAAGUAUUUGCUGGUCUUCGGAGCAACCAGGAUUUGGCGCUGACACGAGCUCGGCGGCUCGAGCAGCAGAUUCGAGAUUAUGCGCAGUUAGAGGUUGGGCGGUUAAGCUUAGAAGAGUCCAGGAAAUCGAUCGAGGCCUCAAACACGCAGAUUGAGGAGGGAAAGCGAGUAAAACUGGUCACGGUUCUGGGCUUUAUCUUCGUCCCGAUUAACCUGGCAACCUCGAUUUUUGGCAUGAACAUUCAAGAAUUGAAUUACACCGGCCAGAGGUUAUGGGUCUUCCUCGUGACGACAUUUGCUAUGGUCGCGCUUGUACUAUUCUCCUGGAUGGCUUCCCGAAAACUCCUGAAGAUGAGGGACGAUUAUUACGAUACCCAAAGGAACACCGGCUGGGAACCCGAAAUGGAAAGCUGGGCAACCAGAUUAGCGAGCAUCUGGUGGCUCUUGAAGAAAGGCCGUGCAAUAUGGAUGCUUCGGUCCAAAGCAUUUCUUGCACUAGUCACAGAUGGUCGAGUGGCAAUGAAUGGUGAAUGGUUAACUGGAUAUACUGACGCUCCUGCUCUCUAUUCACGUUUUCCAACGUCGUAUAUCAGAGAUUUUCGCAAUAUACGCAAUCUGGAUUCAGCGUUUCCGAACACGCUCUCCUCCGCUGGAACGCCAGGCAGAAGACCAACAACAACACGGUUUCUAUCAUCGUUUAGAAUGACAACAGCUAACAACGACCAUCUACGAGAUGGACCAACUUCUAGUUUGGCUGCCUCGACCUCAGUCGAUAUCGACGUGGUCUAA